Messenger RNA from Myotis brandtii (Brandt's bat), 711 nucleotides. RefSeq names its product protein SSX1-like. NCBI's taxonomy places the organism in Eukaryota, Metazoa, Chordata, Mammalia, Chiroptera, Vespertilionidae. The record is from RefSeq and is a predicted model, not a curated record. Gene Ontology annotation, cellular component: nucleus. Gene Ontology annotation, biological process: regulation of DNA-templated transcription.
AUGACUAAACGACAGUUCACCGUGAGAUGCAUUGAGCACCUCUCGGUUCCUCUACUGCAACCCACAAGCUCCAAUCGCAGCAAGAGCCAGUUUAAAUCACAGUUCCCAGUAAUUGUAUUUGAAAGUGUCCUAAGUGAUAUGAGGACCUUUGGCCCUGGGACUGUAGGGGCUAAGGCUGUGUUCCUUCGAGAUCAGACCCUUCCCAGCACCACGAACACAAGCAGCUCUUUUGGAAAGGGCUCCAGGGAUACCAAGAAAUCAGAAGAGAAAUGCAAGGCCUUCCAGGAAAUUUGCAAAUACUUCUCUGAGGAGGAGUGGACAGAGUGGGGAACCAAAGAAAACACCUAUGUGUACAUGAAAAACAACUAUGACACCAUAACUGGUCUGGGUCUCAGGGCCACCCUCCCAGCCUUGUUGUGUCCUAAAAAACUUACACGGAAUUCCAUGGGCACAGAUCAGAACCCCAGGAAUCAGAAUGAACAUCAGAAGGCUUCCAAAGUCCAACAGAGAAAACAGCUGAAGAUAUCUUCCAAUCUAAAGAGCAACAGAGCCUUUCUCCCCCCUUGGAUGAAAGCAAGUACCUUUGGUCAGUGGAUUAAAAAGUCAGCAGGACCCUGGAAAGGGAAGAAUAACAUUUGGGCCCACAGACCAAGAGGAAAACAGAACCCAGUUGUCUAUGAAGAGAUUGGUGACCCCAAGGAAAACGACUAA